This is a messenger RNA of Manis pentadactyla (Chinese pangolin), 2048 nucleotides long. It is a transcript of the gene PSMC6, whose product is annotated as proteasome 26S subunit, ATPase 6. Gene Ontology annotation, cellular component: cytosolic proteasome complex; proteasome regulatory particle, base subcomplex. Gene Ontology annotation, biological process: positive regulation of RNA polymerase II transcription preinitiation complex assembly. Gene Ontology annotation, molecular function: ATP binding; ATP hydrolysis activity; proteasome-activating activity. NCBI's taxonomy places the organism in Eukaryota, Metazoa, Chordata, Mammalia, Pholidota, Manidae. The coding region runs from base 136 to 1347 and encodes 403 amino acids. The transcript has 14 exons. The record is from RefSeq and is a predicted model, not a curated record.
GCCGACCGAGACAAAAAAGUGGGUAAAGAGGGUAGGGAGGCGGGGCCAACCGGAAGGGGCGGGGCCUCCCGCUACCAAGCCCUUCCAGGGGGUGCUCUCCUCCUUCGCCCCGCCCCUCGCCCCGCCCGGGCGGCCAUGGCCAUUCCCAGCAUCCCCUAUGAGAGACGGCUUCUCAUCAUGGCGGACCCUAGAGAUAAGGCACUUCAGGACUACCGCAAGAAGCUGCUGGAGCACAAGGAGAUCGACGGCCGUCUCAAGGAGUUAAGGGAACAAUUAAAAGAACUUACCAAACAGUAUGAAAAGUCUGAAAAUGAUCUGAAGGCCCUACAAAGUGUUGGGCAGAUUGUGGGUGAAGUACUUAAGCAAUUAACUGAAGAAAAAUUCAUUGUUAAAGCUACAAAUGGACCAAGAUAUGUUGUGGGUUGUCGUCGACAGCUUGACAAAAGUAAGCUGAAGCCAGGAACAAGAGUUGCUUUGGAUAUGACUACAUUAACUAUCAUGAGAUAUUUGCCAAGAGAGGUGGAUCCACUGGUUUACAACAUGUCUCAUGAAGACCCUGGGAAUGUUUCGUACUCUGAGAUCGGAGGGCUGUCAGAACAGAUUCGGGAAUUAAGAGAGGUGAUAGAAUUACCUCUUACAAACCCAGAAUUGUUCCAGCGUGUAGGAAUAAUACCGCCAAAAGGCUGUUUGUUAUAUGGACCACCAGGUACAGGAAAAACACUCUUGGCACGAGCUGUUGCUAGCCAAUUGGAUUGCAAUUUCUUAAAGGUUGUAUCUAGUUCUAUUGUAGACAAGUACAUUGGUGAAAGUGCUCGUUUGAUCAGAGAAAUGUUUAAUUAUGCCAGGGACCAUCAGCCAUGCAUCAUUUUUAUGGAUGAAAUAGAUGCUAUUGGUGGGCGUCGGUUUUCUGAGGGUACUUCAGCUGACAGAGAGAUUCAGAGAACUUUAAUGGAGUUACUGAAUCAAAUGGAUGGAUUUGAUACUCUACAUAGAGUUAAAAUGAUCAUGGCUACAAAUAGACCAGAUACAUUGGAUCCUGCUUUGCUUCGUCCAGGAAGAUUAGAUAGAAAAAUACAUAUUGAUUUACCAAAUGAACAAGCAAGAUUAGAUAUACUGAAAAUUCAUGCAGGUCCCAUUACAAAGCAUGGUGAAAUAGAUUAUGAAGCAAUUGUGAAGCUGUCAGAUGGAUUUAAUGGAGCAGACCUGAGAAAUGUUUGUACUGAAGCAGGUAUGUUUGCAAUUCGUGCUGAUCAUGAUUUUGUAGUACAGGAAGACUUCAUGAAAGCAGUCAGAAAAGUGGCUGAUUCUAAGAAGCUAGAGUCUAAAUUGGACUACAAACCUGUAUAAUUUACUGUAAGGUGUUUUGAUGGCUGCAUGAUAAUGACUUCAUGUAAAAAUAAAAUUAAGGAAAAUAAUGUAUAUAUUGGCAAUGAUCUCAUUAAAAGAGUAUGAAUAAAAAUAAGUAUAAAUAACACUAUAAAAAUUAGUUCAGUAAUUCUUUUAAAAUUGGUACAGAAGAAAUUUGUAUGUUUGUGUUGCAUUUAUUGCAGCAGAAGUUAUAAAAGAAGAGUAUGUUGGAGCUCUUCAUAUUUGCUGUGUGAACAUUUUGUAAAACAUUGAAAGUGGUUUGAGAUAACAGUACAAGAGAGCAUUUCUUAUGACUUAUUUUAAAUCAUUUGUUUUCUUCAUCCGAAAAAGUUGAAUAAAAUCUGUUUGAUUUGAUAUAUUAUUUGAUAUUGAAUACAUAUAUUAUUCAUUCUUGUCUUUUUUAAGAAUACAUUUACUAUGGCCCUUUAGGUUCUUUAGUAAAUAAACUAUUUAAAAACCAAGAUGAAGUUAUAUUAGAUGGUAAGCUUUUGGAUUUUAGUUUAAAACAGUACCCAUUAUGUACUCUUAAAUACUCUUAAGCUCUUAUGAAUACCUUGUUAUGUAUAACAUAGAUUAUGUGUGUACGUCUCUGUAUAUUCCUCCUUUGUGAUAGUUAGAUUGGUACAUGCACCUCCAUAACCUUCUUUUAGAUUAUGAUUAAACUAGUAUUUGCUAAUAAA